AUGCUUCACAAAAUUUUCCUCACAUUUAUAGUACCUGAAAUAGAGUAAGAAUAUAGGUUAAAUUACAAACCAUAUAUGAUAAACGAAUAUAAAACAUUGACCACAUUAAUAUUGGUAUAUUUUAUGAUUAUUCUUAGUUUGUUGGAACAUUUAUAGUUAUAUCCUUCAUAAGUGAAUAAAAGUAUUAUUAUGCUCUUUAUGGUCUUAUUUGUGGUAUUCCAGUUAUUUUAUCUCGACAUUUGGUAUGUAAAUAUCCUUAAUUUUCCAAUUUCGUGUACCCUUUUUUACAAAUUACAGUCACGAUAAUAUACAAUAUUUUCUCAUUAGCCUACAACGAUGAUGAUGUACCAUAAAUGUAUAUCAAGUAUGAAUGGUAUUAUGGAUUUUUUGCAGCUAUUAGCCAUUUAUGUAUAACAUAUAGAUAUAAAUAGGCAUAUAUUCAUAAGGAACAAUAUUAUGUUUUUAAACUAUAACAAUGAUUGCCAUUUUAGUUUGGCAUAUAGCUAGAUUUGAUUUUUCAAAUCCAAAUGGAGCAUAUAUUACUUUUUAAAUAGUGAUUGUAUUUGUGGUUGUGUUUUUUUGUAGAAGGGAAUAAGAAAGAAAUAAGAGAUUAAGUUUUUUAAAAUAUAGAGAAAACAUGAAAUGGUUCUAAAUAAUGGAUAAGAUUGUUAAAAAGUGGACUAUGUUUGUUCAAUUUGAUAAAUCUUAAGAUUAAUUAUAUUUAGUUCAGUAAUCCAAAGCAUCAUAAUCUGAAUUUAUGAUAUAAAAUGAUUAAGAAUUUCGUUCCUUUUUAAGAAAUGUAAGAAAUCAUAUUCAAAUAGACUUAAAUUGAGCAAACAGGCUCUUUAAAAACCUAAUCUGGUUAAACAACUUUAGAAGAAAUUCUUCGAUAACUCUUAAGCACUUAGCUUUGCCAAUUAGAUACAAUAAAUAAUCUAAAAGAUUCUUUAUAUUAUAGAUAUGUAGGAUAUCAAUAAAAGACAGGAAGAUAUUUAAAAGUAAAAUUAGUGGAAUAUUAUUUGUCUGAUUCAAAAAUGAUUAUUAUGAUUUUGUAGAAUGAUAAAUAAAAAUCUAAUGAAGAAUGGCAGAAGUAUGUUGCAGUGGAGAACUAUUUUCGAUUUUUAACAAAUAAAUCAAUUAAAUUGAUUGAAAAACUAACUUAAGUAAUAUCUUUUAAAUAUUUGAAUCUUCAUAAUCUAAUAGAUGAUUAUAAUUAUUUUAAUGCAGCUUUUAUUUGGUUGAAUUCUAGCAGAUAUGUAUAGCAUAAAAGUCAGGUCAGCAUAAUUUAAGUUUAGGAUCAGCUUAAGAAUAUAUUCAAGAAAACAAUUUAAAUACAGUAUAAGGGAUAAACAACUUAGUUUUAAUCAUCUUUAUAAGUUAUUAUGUUUAUAUGUGUAAAUCUUAUUAAAUACUUAUAAUCCUAAACAAAAUAAAUUGUUACAAUAAAAAUAUCAGAAUAAAAUCAACAACAAGUUAGAUCCUUUGAAUUUUAAUUCGAAACUUAAGAUUUUAAGAUAAGUUCAAAUUUAAUACAUCUUUUAUAGGAAAAUAAAUAUUAUGAUAAGCGGAAUAUUCAAUUCGAUGAUUAGAAUUUUAAACGAAUAAUGGAUUCAUAUAUUAAUUUUUUAGAAACUAUGGAAUCAAACAAAUAAACAUGUUUGGUGAUGGCUAUUAUAAAAUUUCUUUUAUCACAUUUUGGUUUAACCAAUAGAAUUGAAUAUUAGAAAAACUAAAUUAAAAUAAGUUUGAUUGAUUUAGAUUCAUUAAUUAGUUGA
Molecule: messenger RNA, 1775 nt
Organism: Paramecium sonneborni
Lineage: Eukaryota; Ciliophora; Oligohymenophorea; Peniculida; Parameciidae
Source: the annotation of a GenBank genome assembly